Molecule: messenger RNA, 615 nt
Organism: Dothidotthia symphoricarpi CBS 119687
Lineage: Eukaryota; Fungi; Ascomycota; Dothideomycetes; Pleosporales; Dothidotthiaceae
Exons: 1
Coding region: 221-382 (53 amino acids)
Source: RefSeq, a predicted model, not a curated record
GCCCACACCCCACCGCAAAAGCACGCCCCAACCCAAUACGUGGCACUCUAGCACCCACCGUAUGCCUUGCAUCCCACCUAGUCCCUUUCCCCCCGGUUUUCUUUCCUUCUGCCGUGAUGUGACGGGCUCUCCUCACCGCUUUGCCUAGUGCCUUUUUCUUUUGCUUCUGGUGCUGUCGUAUGUUCGUAUACUGUGUUGGCCUGUUUGUUUUAUCCACGUCAUGUCACGGCACGUCGCGGGACUCGGUGGUGCGCGUGGGGGGAUUCUUGUGGCUUUACUACGUGUCGUUGGCUUUUUCGCUGUGGUGAUGUUGUGUCAUGUGUUGUGCGUUGGUAACGGGGUGGGUUUGUUGGUCGAGGACUUCUUGAAGCAGAUUGGAUAGAUGCAGAUACAGAUAUAGAUGAAGGUGUUCGAAACGGCUUAGCGGAAGCUCUCUCUACGAUGAUGAGAGGUUCAAGGGGAAGUGGUUGGUGUCGUCGUUGGAACCUUGUUCUAUGUAGAGGUGGAGAUGGCUGGUUCUGAAGAUGAGAUGGAGAGAGGAUUAAGAUUGUAUGGCUGUGGUAACACACUGACUCUGGGAAUAGUGUUCUUAUUGUUCUGUCUAGAUUUCCUGCC